CAGGCUAUUGGCAUGUGUAGUCCACUUCCUCUUGAGCUAAACAACUCGCAGUAUCUAACAGACUGCAUCUCCCGAAAUGCAGCGUGUUGCAAUUUCCAUGAUGGCCGAAUGGUGUAAACCCGCUGGAAGGGUGAGAGGAGUGCUGUUAGAUAUUAGUGGGGUUCUGUAUGACAGUGGGGAAGGAGGAGGGGUUCCCAUUGUCGGCUCAACAGAAGCGGUCAGAAGAAUCAAAGAGGCCGAUUUAAAGGUGCGUUUUUGCACCAACGAAACUCAGGCCACCCGGGAGAAGUUUGUGGCGAAGUUGCAAAACCUGGGGUUUGAUAUCACUUUCGGUGAAGUCUUUGCUCCUGCCCCUGCUGCUUGUCAAAUUUUGAAGGAACGUGGACUUAGACCACACCUCCUUGUGCAUGAUGGUCUUCUACCAGAGUUUAACCAGAUUGACCAAUCAAAUCCCAACUGUGUUGUGAUUGGAGAUGCUGCAGAUAAUUUUUCUUACAAGAACCUGAAUGAGGCUUUUCAAGUUCUGAUAGGACUGGAAAAACCUGUGCUGCUAUCUCUUGGCAGAGGGCGAUAUUAUAAGGAAACCGAUGGAAUGAAACUCGAUGUUGGAGCUUACAUGAAGGCAUUGGAGUAUGCCUGUGAUAUCAAAGCCGAAGUGAUAGGAAAGCCAGCAAAAAUGUUUUUCCUUUCAGCUUUAUCCGACAUGGACUUAGAGCCAGAUCAGGUCAUCAUGAUUGGAGAUGAUAUUGUGAAUGAUGUAGGUGGAGCCCAGCAGUGUGGCAUGAAGGCUGUCCAAGUAAGGACAGGGAAGUACAGCUGCCAACUGACCCUGCCUACAGUGAUCAAUUUGGAUUUCCAGAAGGCCUUUGACAAGGUGUCACACAACAGGCUGCUAUGCAAGACCCUGUGACGAACAGCACCCAACAGUGAAGGCAGAUGGGUAUGUGGACAAUUUGGCACAAGCAGUCAAAAUCCUUCUUGAACAUUUACACUAGCAAUACUGGUAUCCAAGAAACAUCUGACAAUGAACAAAGAAUGUGAAGUCAUUAAAAAUUUACAAAUUCAUUGCCCUUUGGCUGUUCAGAUGGGGAGCAACCCUUAAGGUUCAGGCCCUCACAGAAUUAGCAUUGUUGUGGAUUCAGUAAUUGUCGCAAAGCAGUAAAUAUCAGAUUAAAGAAUUGUAGGAAGCUGUUUUUGACUGCCUGAACGCUGUACUUAUAUAUACUUAUAUAGACUCUGAUGAACCUAUGUCAUCUAUGAAUCAUACUGCAAAACCUUAAAUAAACAUAAUUUAAUCUAA
Rhincodon typus (whale shark) is the source of this 1300-nucleotide messenger RNA. RefSeq names its product phospholysine phosphohistidine inorganic pyrophosphate phosphatase. The record is from RefSeq and is a predicted model, not a curated record. NCBI's taxonomy places the organism in Eukaryota, Metazoa, Chordata, Chondrichthyes, Orectolobiformes, Rhincodontidae. Gene Ontology annotation, cellular component: cytosol. The transcript is spliced from 8 exons. The coding region runs from base 77 to 910 and encodes 277 amino acids. Gene Ontology annotation, molecular function: inorganic diphosphate phosphatase activity; phosphatase activity. Gene Ontology annotation, biological process: dephosphorylation.